UUAUUUUGAUAACAAAAUUGUGUGACUAUAUUCAUAUUUAUAUCUGACGCAAACGUUGUCUUUCAGGAAAGGUUGGGUUAAUUUGUACUUCAAACUGAAUGUUAGGUUAUAUACAAUCGUAGAUGUUUAACCUCAUUACAUUUUCGGGUCAUUUUUGACCCAAUCCCAUUUUUAUUUCUUUUUAAUACUGUCAUAUAUGUUUAUACUUUUUCUAUCUAACCAUAUUCUUAGUCUUUCAGGAAUGUUUAUCUUUUUGAGAAAUUUAUAAACUGUUAAUAAUGUCUCUUUUGUUAUUAUUAUUUCAAAUAUACAACUGAACUGAGGGCCGUAGCAAAGUUAAAUGAAAUUAAAUAAAUGAGUAUUAACAUGUUAUAACUUAGGUUAACAAAUAAUUUAUUAAAAUGGAGGAUGUAGAAGUAAUAGAACAUUUUUUUGGAGUAUAUUUAUUGUAUUGUAUGAAUCCCAAGUAUAAAGGAAGAACAUACAUAGGAUACACAGUUAAUCCUUGUCGAAGACUUAAACAACAUAAUGGUGGUAUAGAUGUUGGAGGAGCUAGGAAAACAAACAAUAAAGGACCAUGGAACAUGAUAUUGAUUGUUCAUGGGUUUCCAAACAGUACAUCUGCACUCAGGGUAGGUUUACUUGUUCUUUUUGAAUGGGCUUGGCAACAUCCUCAUAUUAGUCGACGUCUAAGGCAUUUGCCUCAGAAACGGUCACAACAAAAAACGUUUAAAUUUUGUUUAACAGUUUUAACAGAAAUGUUAAAAGUUGGACCAUGGUGUCGAUUACCUUUGAUAAUACGUUGGUUAGACUAUGAAUUUUUUAAAGAAUAUUCCACUUAUAUUUCAGCUCCAAUGCAUAUGCCUGUAUGCUGUGGAAAAGUAAUUUCUCAAAAGAUAAAAAAGUCACAAAAUAAUAUUGAUAAUGAAACGGAAAUUUUAGAUGAUUUUACUAUAUUUUGUUCUAUAUGUGGUUUAUUUGUAGAACAGAGGCAGCUACUUCAUUGUAUAAAACCUAGUUGUCUGCUAGUAGCUCAUUUAAUUUGCUUAGCAAAUUUGUUUUGCAAAGAUAAUAUGAUUAUACCAAUUGAAGGUACUUGUCCAAUCUGUGCUAGUAACGUUUUAUGGGGUGACCUGAUUAGGAAAAAAAUUGGUUGUUAUGAAGAUUUGCAAGAAUGCACUAUUGAUGACAACAACACAUAAAUUCAGUUAUACUAAAAGACAUAAAUUAGAUAUUUUUUAAAUGUAUACAGAAAUGAUAAAGCUAGACAAUUAUGUGAUAUAGCACAUUAUUGAGGUGUUUAAUAUUAUUUUUUAAUUUUUAAAAUAUAUUGUACAUGUAUUGCAUGGAUUUAAAAUGUGUACUCUAAGUCAAUGCAAUGUUUUUUGUAAGUACCAUUAACUUUGUACAAAUAGAUAAUAUUUUAUACUAAAAAUUGUUAUUUCCCAAUGUAUUUCGUAUCUUUUUAUUAUUUCGUAUGAU
Molecule: messenger RNA, 1482 nt
Organism: Nomia melanderi (Alkali bee)
Lineage: Eukaryota; Metazoa; Arthropoda; Insecta; Hymenoptera; Halictidae
Gene: slx1
Product: structure-specific endonuclease subunit SLX1
Biological process (GO): double-strand break repair via homologous recombination
Cellular component (GO): Slx1-Slx4 complex
Molecular function (GO): 5'-flap endonuclease activity; crossover junction DNA endonuclease activity
Source: RefSeq, a predicted model, not a curated record